AUGGAAGUUGCAGAAGAUGCCGCGCGCGAUCAAGAUACCGAGGUCCGCGACCCCUGGGAGUCCAUCAUCGCCAUCGACGUGAAAGACAAAAAGAUAAUGGGAUGCAGCAUCUUCUCCACAGCCGACGGCCUGCUUAAGAUAGCGAACGACAUACCCAUGGCAAACGAAAAUGUAGCAGAACAGUUUCUCAACUUCGCGCAGGCGACGACGAUUCUGAUGUCACGGCGAGUUCCCGAAACAAUCCUGACCUUUGUUGAGAAGCAUGUUGAGAGGAAUGCCAAAGAACCCACUUUUCACCUAAUGUCGCCUUCUGAUUUCUCGCACAUGUUUGCUUGCGAGGAAUUGUCAUCGCUAUAUCCUCGUGGAGUUUCCUCAUUUCCGAGUGCAUCGCCAUCGAACACUGAGAGGCAAUAUGUUGGAAACACUACCCAAAAUCUAAAAAAUCCCGAUCACCAAGAGCCACAAUGCAUGAAACUAAUCCGCUGCGGCUCUUUAAUUGAUUUGGAUAGUGUUGCAUCUCUGAGCUGCGCAGGCGCCAUUUUUACAGAGUUACACCGACGUCGGUCACUCGCAUCCUGCUCUGGCAGCUCUAGCGCAGAAUCUCUGUUUGAUGUGAGAUCCAUCACAAUGUUCAACUUAUCGGAUCACGUUUUCAUCGGCGAGGAGUCUCUUCUAUCCCUCCAGAUUAUCAAUCAUGAGUCACACCCAAAUAGCCAAGCAUGGAAUGUCGACUCUAAAAGCUCAGCUGAAAAGGAGAAUCUAUCGGUAUACGGUCUUCUUCAUCCAUUAGCUUCCACCCCUCAGGGUCGAGCCCACCUCCGACACAUGUUUCUUAAUCCCACAUCAAAUCUACGCAUCAUCACAGAUAGGCAGCGUACCAUUUCCAUGCUUCUCGAACCCAAGAACGAGGAAAAGACAAGACGCGCUAGCUCUAUCCUACGGAAAGGUACUCUAAGAAGAUUCGCAUCUCAGUCCCUUAAACUGAGAGAGGUUGCAAUCGCUUUCUCCGACACGAAUCAGGGUAGUAUCAUCCGCAAGAUUAUCGAUGGAAUUACGCCCCAAGCCCUGACUCGAGUAGGCGACAUGAUUGAUAGAGUCGUCAACUUUGAGGAGACCAAGUCCCAGCAGCGCUAUUCAGUCAAACCCGGCAUUGACGUUGAACUAGAUGAAUUAAAGCGGCAAUAUGAUGGCAUGAAUAGUCUCUUAACAGAAGUUGCCAACCACGUCGCCCAAGAUUUGCCAAUAUGGGCACGUCGGCAUAUCCGAUCUUGCAUCUUCCUCCCUCAGCUUGGGUUUUUGACUGUAGUUGAGCAAGAUUCUCAACAAUCCGGCAGAAGGUUUGAUGUGGAAUGUACAGGCGACGGUCUGUGGAAGAAAUCAUUCACUAAUAAUGAAUCGGCAUACUACAAAAAUCGCCAUAUGAUGGACCUCGACGACCAGGAAGUUGAGGUGAUGCAGAAGUUGGCCGUGGAUAUCAUAGCCCACGAGAAUACACUUCUGGCAGCUGCAACUAUUUGCGGGGAGUUCGAUGCCCUCCUUGCCCUUGCUAUUGGCGCUGCAAAGUAUGGCUGGAACGCACCUCAGAUGACAACUGCAAAUACCAUUCACAUCACAGGUGGAAGGCAUCCGCUGCAAGAGUUGCUGACUCCUUCGUUUAUCCCAAAUGAUUGCUACAUCGGCGAUGACAGCACUACACCAGGACACCCGGUCCAAGCGCUAGUAUUAACUGGACCAAAUCAGUCUGGAAAAAGUAUAUACAUCAAACAAGUUGCAGUUAUUGUGUACUUGGCACAUAUAGGGAGCUUUGUGCCGGCUGAUGAAGCCGUGAUAGGCACUGUGGAUAAAAUCUUGACUCGAAUCUCGUCACAAGAGAGCGUGUCCGGUACUGGAAGCACCUUCGCUCUGGAUCUCAAACAAGUCUCACACGCCAUGAAAUAUUCUACAUCACGAAGCUUGGUCAUACUGGACGAGUUUGGAAAUGGAACUACAGCCGAUGAUGGUGCUGGGAUGUUUACAGCAAUGCUGGACUAUUUCCUUUCUUCAGCAGAGCAGUCACCAAAAGUAUUGGCUGCUACACAUUUUUCCGAAGUAUUUGCCAAUGGAUACUUAGAACGCUAUGACCAACUUGCAUUGGCACACAUGGAUGUGCGAAUCGACUUGGACGCUGUCGAUGCUGAAGAUAAAGUCACUUACUUAUUCAAGCUGGUUGAAGGAUACAGCUCUACAAGCCUUGGCAGCCAAUGUGCUUUAAUAAGCGGUGUGCCAGAAGAGGUCACUAAUCGAGCAGAGGCAAUAGGGAAAUUACUGAGUCAAAAUGAGGAUUUGACUUAUAUUUGGUCAAAGGUAAAUGACAGAGAAACUGAUUUCAAUCAUGUAUAUCAAGAAGUCGAAGAGUUUUUAAACCUCGACCUAAGUGCAUAA
Messenger RNA from Trichoderma virens Gv29-8, 2421 nucleotides. RefSeq lists its product as uncharacterized. The record is from RefSeq and is a predicted model, not a curated record. Gene Ontology annotation, molecular function: ATP-dependent DNA damage sensor activity; mismatched DNA binding; ATP binding. The transcript has 6 exons. Gene Ontology annotation, biological process: mismatch repair; chiasma assembly. Gene Ontology annotation, cellular component: nucleus. Bases 1 to 2421 code for a protein of 806 amino acids. Lineage: Eukaryota; Fungi; Ascomycota; Sordariomycetes; Hypocreales; Hypocreaceae.